AUGCAGGCAAAUGUGUCGAUCAGCUUGGACAGUUGACUAGAAGAACAUCAUCACAAAAUUCCCCAUUUCGUGCGCGCCCCUGGAUCCCGUACACCUCCACACCACUCUGCGUGGAACCGCAACGAUGGCCGGCGGUGACCUGCGCAGCCUGGCGUUGGUCUCCGCCGUGGUCACUGUGGCCAUGUGUUACGUCCGCUUGGCAGCGCGGCGCCUCCGCCCGGGCCUUCCCCGCCUCGCCGCCUUCUUCCCGGUGCUUGCCAUCCUCCCGUUCCUCCCCCUCGCCUUCCGCGCCGUCCAACUGCGCAUCAUCUCCGGCUUCUUCCUGGCCUGGCUCGCCGAGUUCAAGCUCCUCCUCCUCGCCAACGGCCAGGCCCCCCUUCACCCGUCCCUCCCGCUCCCCACCUUCGUCGCAGUCGCCUCCGGCCCCAUCCGACUCCGCACCGACAAGCCCGCCCAAACCUCGCCGUGGGGCCUCGGCCUCGUCUCCUCCGCCGUCAUGGCCGCGCUGCUCGCGGUCGUCGUGUCGCUGUACCGCUACAAGGAGCGGAUGAACCAUUAUCUCCUGCUUUGCAUGUACUCGUCCCACAUCUACCUCACCCUGGAGCUCGUGCUGGCGUUCAUGGCGGCGGCGGCGCGCACCGUGCUGGGCCUUGAUCUGGAGGCGCAGUUCGACCGGCCUUACCUCUCCUCGUCGCUGCGUGACUACUGGGGCCGGCGGUGGAACCUGUCGGUGCCCGCCGUGCUCCGGCCAUGCGUGUACCGCCCCGUGCGCACGUGGCUCGGCAGCGCGCCCGCGGGGGUGCUCGCGGCGUUCCUCGUCUCCGGGCUGAUGCACGAACUCAUGAUCUGCUACAUAACGCUGCGGCCGCCCACCGGUGAAGCCACCGUGCUGUUCGUGCUGCACGGGGCGUGCGCGGUGGCGGAGACGUGGUGGGCGAGGCACGACAAGUGGUGGCGCCCGCCGCGGCUGGCGGCGACCCCGCUUGCGAUGGCGUUCGUGAGCACGACGGCGUUCUGGCUCUUCUUCCCGCCCAUCAUGAGGCACGGGGCCGACAAGGUGAUCAUCGCCGAGUGCGAGGCGGCGGUCACGUUCCUGCGGGACGUCGGGGCCGGGGCCGCCGGCUCCGUCCGCUCGGUCUGGACCGGCAGCUCGUAGUGCGGCGACCGGUGCGUCACGCCUGACGCUCCCGUGAUCCUGAGAUCGUUACUAGAGUAAACAAUUGGCGUGCCAGCGUGGGCACUACACAUGAACGUCAUUGCGUGCACCUUGGAGAUUUUUUUGCUAUUACUCCCCCAUGAUUUUUGUAACGACUUUGACAUCCAUUAUUUGUCUUGCUGGUCUCCUCUGUUUUUUUUUGUUUGGUGUGGGGAAAUGUCGGUAUUUCCUCCGAUUCAAAUUAGUUGACUCAAUUUUAUCUACAUAUGAAUGUGUUAG
Molecule: messenger RNA, 1435 nt
Organism: Lolium perenne
Lineage: Eukaryota; Viridiplantae; Streptophyta; Magnoliopsida; Poales; Poaceae
Product: probable long-chain-alcohol O-fatty-acyltransferase 5
Biological process (GO): lipid metabolic process
Source: RefSeq, a predicted model, not a curated record